UACACCUAUUUAUUCUGGCAGUACGGGAAGUCGUUCGACUAAUUGUAGGUUUCAAUACCUACGUGGAAGUCCUACCCAUCGAUACGUAUGGCAAACUAGGAAACCCUUUCCAUUAAACAUCGUCAACAAUGCCGCGAUGUCGCUUCAGCAAACCAACUCGUCGGCGGCACGAUCACGAUCGUUACGCGUCCCCGCCAAAUCUGCCUUGACCGCCCCUCAGCCUGUCUCAGCUACCAUCACCUCAGCUCAGAUACCUACCACUACAUCGAACACAGCCCUAUUCCUUACAAAUCUACGUCUCCUAGACCUCGAUCUCGAACCCGAUUGGCCGGGAAUAAAUCUUGCAACUUUCUCUACGAAGGAUGCUGCGAGUGGGCAGAAGAAGCGGAUUCAGUGUGUAGAAUGGGCUCUAUACCAACUUUUUGCACUCUGGGAUCCCAAUGAGACUCAAAAUAAAUUACGCCCAUUCUUCCCGCCCCUCGACCAGAUUCAGUCUACCAACCUCCGGGCCGCUCUUCUCCGCGGCCUCGAACAAGCCAAGAAAAAUGGCGUGCUUGGUCGUGAUGCGGUGUUACGGAAAACUAUGCUAGACGAGUGUAAAGGCGAGCGACUCGAAGAAGUUCUGGCUGUAUUUUCCUCGGCAGUGUUGAAGAAGUUGGUGGCAGAGCGAGCGCUUAAUUCGGGACCUGAAUACCGACCUACUGUCUCGGAAAACAUUUCGUUGGAGAACUGGGGUUACUCCGGAGACCGUACGGAACUCAAUACACUACUACUAGCCCACAAAGCAUCUCUGCGUUCCCUAUUAACGAGGAAGGAUGCUGCGCGAGAGAAGUAUCGUGAUUUCGAAAAGUUAUUGGCUUCCAAGGAACAGGGUCUCAGCCAACGAAAAGAGCAAGUCAAGGCAGACACCGAACGAAGUGUGGCGGAAACAUCGGAAAAGGCGAAGAAAGAGGUCUACAAAAUUGUAAAGACUAAUUGGACCGGAAACGACCAAUGGAUCGAUUCAUUACUUUUUAACGGUACUCCUUCGCGCAAGGGUGGGCUCUUGGGUAGCAAGUUUGACGAUGUCUGGGCUGGUGUUCGAGAGGGGAGAAUUUCUGACCUCGAAGACCAGAAUUCUGGUCUCUUAGAGCAGCUGGACAAUCGAGUUCGCCUCCAGAAGGCAAGGUUGGAGAAAUGGGAUGAUUUUCGAAAGAAGAUGUUUGGAAAUAUGCCACCGCCGCCUGCAGAGGGCUCGAAAGAUAAGGGCAAGUCAAAGAGUAUUGAUCUCGGCUUCACAGCUCAUCUGGGAUUAAGCAUCGACCCGGCAGAAAUAAAAGACAGGGUUCCUCUCAGCGCCCCGCCCCCGCAAUACGCCAGUAUUCUUAGCAAUAUGAAAACCGAGCUUGACGCUAUCGGAAAACCGAAAAUUCCCGACUUUUCUAAUCUUCUCAGAGGUCCGAGGAGGAGCUCGGUCAUUGAUACAAACUCAGACCUUGCAAUACCCCAGUCAACAACUGAUCCAAUUUCCGAUAUUAGUGAAUGGGAGGAAGAGCCCGAGGAUAUACAACCACCUGAGAAGAUUGCAAAGCUUCCAGUUGGACGUCGUUACCGCCUUAACUCCACCAAACCUACUGUUGAAUCCAAAGGGCAAAUACCGAAAAUAUCUCUAUCUAAAGCCUCUUCAUAUAAUGAAGAUGCUAAAGACCUCUGUCUAUCACCUGAAUUUGACAAUCCAGGAUUUGCAAUCCCUCAAUCUUUCACUUCAGCAAAGUCUUUGGGUAAAAGACAGGAGUCAGCCGAGCCAGAGAGCACCGCAUCAUUUUCAACCUCUUAUACGGAGCCUUCCCGCGAUGCCUCGCCCACGGAGCUGACACAGCCGAGCAAGACAUUCGAUGCCAUACCACCUUCGCCAGGUCCUGUUUCUCCCACCCAAGCCAUGGCCGAUGAGAUAUUGGCAAAUAUGCUAAAUGCAUCACCAUCUCCAAUGAAGAAACACCGACACACCUUAUCUUUAGCCGAGAGAACACGGAUGUCCAUGACACGCACGAUGUCCUACGAGAGAGAUGAAGACCUAACCCAACUAUCCCCCAUAAAACCGAGCCAUGUACAAAGUAGCUCUGAUAAUACUACAAGUCACCCUGCCGAAAGAGGCGAAGAAUACGAGGACCUAGUAGCCCGAACCCGACGAUCUAUGGCAGGCUUUGAAGCCGCCCAACAGAAAGCGCGAUUAGAAAGGAGACGGUCAGAGAGGAAGAGCAAGAUACUACCGAAGAAAGAUAACUACUUCCCUAGAUUGGAAGAAGAGAAUAUGAAUGAUACGUCAAUCGCCGAAGAGCUUAUGGAAGACGAUGAAGUAGAUUACGAGGCUGUUUUCAAGAGCAGGCCCCGCGUUCAAACAAGCCCUUUGCCUAGCCCGUCGAAGCCUUGGAAUGGGCAGUGAAGGAUGAGAGGGAUACGAUUUUUAUGUGAUGAGAAUGAUGGUUAGUUGAUACGGAUAGCAUGAUACCAAAUUGAUUUUUCCCGCUACAAUGAAUCGUUUCUCAGUCAGUACCUAAUAUGUGGCUUAGGUAAUAAGUCGUGCUUACAUAAUAGGUCACUGACGGCUUUAGUCAGCACUGUGUUUUGCUUACGAGAGUUCUUAGUAAUCUUUACGAAAAGAAACUGAUAUCGUUAAUAUUUCAGCAACACCCUACACAACUACCUAUAUAUACACGCUCGCCGGCUCAUUUAUAAAACAACAAAGCCCUCGUCUCAAUACUCUCCCUAGCCCCCGCGCCCUCCUGCUCCGGGUCCUCAAACGCACUGUGCGGCGCCCGUCGCGCGGGGAUGGUCGUGUCGGAAUCGAAGCAUUUUAUUAGGAGCACGUCGGACGGUUGUUGCGAGUGCUUGUAGUACCAGCGGUGUGUGGACCCUGGUUUUAUUGUCCAUGUCUCGUCGCGGUCUCGUGGGUAUACUAUUCCGGCGGCGACUAGGUCCUCGUCGGGGAUCGAGGUCGCGUCGGCGGUUGCGAAGGGGUCUUUGAGGAUUGGUUUGAUGGGACGCCAGAGCUG
Messenger RNA from Annulohypoxylon maeteangense, 3032 nucleotides. RefSeq names its product HAUS augmin-like complex subunit 6 N-terminus-domain-containing protein. Lineage: Eukaryota; Fungi; Ascomycota; Sordariomycetes; Xylariales; Hypoxylaceae. The record is from RefSeq and is a predicted model, not a curated record. The transcript is spliced from 2 exons. Bases 137 to 2422 code for a protein of 761 amino acids.